UUUCAUUUACACAACUCACCUAACUUUCUCUCUCCUCCUCUACCGUGCCUUUUCCCGAGAAAAUAUUUUCUCUCUCUUUCUAUGAACGGAAAAUAUCAGAUAAAUUGUAAUAACCUUGAGAAAUAUAUUUAUACUACUACUGCUACUCUCUCUUUCUAUAUCUAACCCUCACAUGGACCCACUUCAACCUCCUCCGCAACCGCCCGCCGGCGCCACCACUGAACAGCCCCCGAACAACAUAGCUCACGCAGCAAACCCCGCUCCACCUCUUCAUCCUGCUUACAGCCAUCCUCCGUAUGCUGAGAUGAUACAUACGGCGAUAACGGCGUUGAAGGAGAGGGAUGGGUCGAGCAAGAGAGCGAUAGCGAAGUAUAUAGAGAGAGCGUACACGGACCUGCCGCCGACUCACUCGGCCUUGUUGACUCACCACUUGAAGCGGUUGAAGCUCAAGGGCCUUCUCGUCAUGGUCAAGAAAUCGUACAAGCUCCCUAGAUCUGAUCCUCCUCCGGGGAACUCGAAUCCAGUUCCCGACUCUUCCUCUCCUCCCGGGGCCAAACGGGGCCGGGGACGGCCUCCCAAGCCGAAGCCCAUUGGGCCCUCAAAUGGUUACUUUGAUACCCAGCCCAAUAUUAAUGCCCAACCCGAUAUUAAUGCCCAGCCCACUACUGAUGCUCAGCCCACUGCUAUUGAUUCUCUGCCUAGUUCGAAUAUGCUAUUACAGCUACAACCAGUUUUGGUAUCGGUUGGACUUGUCGAUGAGCCGGCGGCGACGGUGAGGAGGGGUCCCGGUCGUCCGCGGAAGAGUGGGGUGGUAGGACAAGUUGGUGGGCUGGGGGUGGCGAAGAGGGGGAGAGGUAGGCCUCCCGGAAGUGGGCCCAAGAUGGCUCCUGGACGGCCCAGGAAACCGAAGUCAGUGACAGCUGUCCUGGGCCCUAAGAGGGGCCCCGGGCGUCCGCCUAAGACGGUGGUUGUCCCUUACGCCAGUCCGUUGCCGAGUCCCGUGAAGGCGCGAGGGCGGCCGAAGAAGUUUGCGGAAGGAGGUGAAAUGAUGGCAGGUCUGGCUGCUGAAGGGGGUGAAAUAGAGCCAAGGAAGAGGCCGGGCAGGCCGCCUAAGGUUGGUGGGCCCAUGAAGAUGAAGCCGAGAAAGAGUACUGGAAGACCGGUAGGGCGGCCCAAGAAGAUUGCAGCAUCUGGGAUAGCUGAAGUGCCUCAACUACAAGCAACACACCAGGAUUUCAGGAGGAAACUUGAAUUUUUCCAAUCAAAAGUCAAGCAAGCUGUUGGUGUGCUGAAGCCUCAGUUAACAAAUGAAAGUGCAAUUAGUGCUGUAGCAGCCAUCCAAGAGUUGGAAGGACUUGCAUCCAUGGACAUUAGCACCAUUCCCUUGAGAGAGGAAGUUCAAGCUCAACAAGUAGCUCAAACAAUGCCGCUUACGAUUUCAUGAAGUUUGAAAAUUUGUUGAAGAAUGAAGAACCUCAUUCAACUGUUAGGCGAAAGUGUUCUUACCGACAACACAAAAGAAAGAGGUAAGGAUCUAUAAAUGGUGAAUAGGGAGGGAAGUGGCAAAACUAAUUGUUGUAGUUGAGAUGACCUGGAUUUUGUCAAUUCUGCUAUUCUGUAUGCUUGUCAACUCUUUCAUGUCCGUACCAAUUUCAGCUCCGCAAAUCAAUUCGAGUACAUUUUCUCAACAUUUCCGAUGAUUAAUGCCUUUGAAUCAUUGAAUGUCGAUUCUCGUACCUUCCUCGAUUAUGCUAACGCGCUUGCGCAAAGAGGGGAAGGUUGAUUGCUAAA
Molecule: messenger RNA, 1791 nt
Organism: Tripterygium wilfordii
Lineage: Eukaryota; Viridiplantae; Streptophyta; Magnoliopsida; Celastrales; Celastraceae
Product: histone H1-like
Exons: 4
Coding region: 173-1444 (423 amino acids)
Biological process (GO): negative regulation of DNA recombination; chromosome condensation; nucleosome assembly
Cellular component (GO): nucleus; nucleolus; nucleosome
Molecular function (GO): nucleosomal DNA binding; double-stranded DNA binding
Source: RefSeq, a predicted model, not a curated record